Molecule: messenger RNA, 2541 nt
Organism: Musa acuminata subsp. malaccensis (wild Malaysian banana)
Lineage: Eukaryota; Viridiplantae; Streptophyta; Magnoliopsida; Zingiberales; Musaceae
Source: RefSeq, a predicted model, not a curated record
UUAAAUAAUUAGUAAUUAAUCUUUAACGUCGUGUCGUGUCGGAAGCGAUUCCCGUUCUUUUCCACCCCUUCUGCGUCGCUUCAUUCUCCUGUUCUCUCUGUUUCGGAGGCUUCGAGGUGACCCCUCUCUCUCUCUCUCUCUCUCUCUGCGGUGGAGGCUUCGAGGUGACAUCUUCGUGGGAUCUGGACCUUUGGAUCGAGAUCGGGCGGACAUGGCCGAGGACGAGGAGUUCGCGAAGGCCGUCGAGGAGGGGCUGAAGCUGGCGAAGCGAGUCUACGCCGGGAAGGACCGGCAGUUAGCCGCGCCACCGCUUCCGGCUGCGAAGAUGGAGCGGACGCCGGAGUCGCUCCUUCCUGGGGCGCCGAUGGUGUACGCCGUGAUCUCCGACCCGGCGAUCGUCGACAACCCGGACAUACCCAGCUACCAGCCGCAUGUGCACGGGCGGUGCAACCCGCCGGCGCUGAUCCCGCUCCAAAUGGGGGAGAUCGGACUGGAGGUGGACUGCCUCCUGGGCACGGCCUUCGUCGCCGUCCGCGGCCGGUGGAAGGUCCACUGCGUGAUGCGGCACAAGAGCUGCGACUGCCGGCUGGUGGUUCCUGUUGGCGAGCAGGGUUCAAUUCUAGGUGUUGAGGUUGAGGUUGGUGGAAGAUCAUACUAUACCCAGGUGAUUGAACUAGAAGAUCACAACAUGGAGAACACAGCUAAAAGUGAAGGUGGUGGCUUCCUAAAGCCCCAAAUGUUUUUCUUAACAAUUCCCCAGGUCAAUGGUGGAGCGGACAUUUCCAUCAGAAUUAGAUGGUCUCAGAAGUUAAUUUAUAAGGAUGGCCAGUUCUUUGUUACUGUACCUUUCAAUUUUCCAAAAUAUAUCACUCCAUUUGCAAAGAUUUUCUUAAAGAAGGAAAAGAUUUACUUAAAUGUGAAUCCUGGUACUGGAAAGGAGAUAAUGUUACACACAACAAGCCAUCCUCUGAAGGAAAAAAAUCGCCAAGCAGGGAAGUUGACUUUUUUGUGUGAAGCUGAUGUUGAAAGUUGGUCAAAUAAAGAUUUUGAUUUUUCAUUUAGUAUUUAUUCAAAUAAUUUGUUUGGUGGCAUACUCUUAAAAUCUGCAACAACAAAUGAUGGUGAUGAAAGAGAUAUGUUCAGCCUUUAUCUUUUUCCAGGAAGUAACCAGAAAAGAAAGGUUUUCAAAAAUGAAGUUGUCUUUGUCGUUGACAUAAGUGGAAGCAUGCAAGGGAAGCCUAUCGAGAAUGUUAAGAGUGCAUUAUCAACAUCACUGUUGGAGCUUAGACCAGGAGACUACUUUGAUAUAAUAGCUUUUAAUGAUGAGUUGCACUCAUUCUCAUCCUGUAUGGAGCCUGCAACUGAGGACGUGGUAGAAAAUGCUAUUAAUUGGAUGAACAAAUUUUUUGUUGCUGAGGGUGGGACAGACAUUAUGCUCCCCUUAAAUGAGGCAAUAUGUUUACUAUCAAGUAUGAAAAAUUCAAUUCCUCACAUUUUUCUUGUAACUGAUGGAGCUGUUGAAGACGAGCGCAACAUAUGUCAUACUGUUAGAACACAUCUGGCAAAUAGGGACUCCAUUGCUCCUAGAAUUUCAACUUUUGGUAUAGGUACUUAUUGCAACCAUUACUUCUUGAAAAUGUUGGCAUCAAUAGGAAAGGGGCAGUAUGAUGCUGCAUAUGAUUCAGAUGCGAUCGGAAAGCAUAUGCUAAGAUGGUUUCGUAGAGCUUCGUCCACCAUACUUGCAAAUAUCACUGUUGACUUCUUCAGUGAUAUUGAUGAAUUUGAGGUAUAUCCUAUCCAUAUUCCAGAUCUUUCUGCUGAAAGUCCAUUGAUUAUAUCAGGUAGAUGUUAUGGCAAGUUUCCAGAGACCCUUAAAGCUAAGGGAAUCUUGGCUGACAUGAGUUAUGCUGAUAUUGACUUGAAGGUGCAAGACACAAAAGAUUUAUCUCUUGAGAAAGCUUUGGCUAAGCAGCAUAUUGAUCUUCUUACAUCUCAGGCAUGGUUUUCUGAGAGCAAACAACUUGAGGAGAAGGUGAUUAAAUUGAGCAUACAGAGUAGCAUCCCGUCGGAGUAUACAUGUAUGGUCUUACUUCAAACUGAAACAGAGAAACAGGAGGCCGUAAAAAAGGUUAAGAAAAGAGAAUCUCGAAAGCAUUCUGGUCCAGAUGAUAACUUGUCGAUUUCAGUGCGCAGCAUGGUUAACGGAUUUGGAAAUGUAAUUGCAACCAAGGAAAAUCGCCCUACGGGGUUUGCAGAGGCUAAGGAACACGAGACCUUUGAAAUCUACCACAAGGCUGUUGGCUGCUGCAACAGGAUAGCCUGCUGCUGCUGUUGCCCAUGCUGCAUAAAGACUUGUUCUAAGCUGAAUGAUCAGUUAGUGAUUGCAAUGGCACAGCUCUGCACAGCUCUAUCAUGCCUUGCCUGCUCAGAGUGCUGCACCGAGUGCUCCAAUUAGUUAGAUUCCUCUCUCGUCUCACUCUUGUACAUUAAUUAUGCGAAUCGUUCGCUUUGUGUUGCCAGUGAGUUGUACAGUGCCUUGUA